Guillardia theta CCMP2712 is the source of this 336-nucleotide messenger RNA. RefSeq lists its product as hypothetical. Lineage: Eukaryota; Cryptophyceae; Pyrenomonadales; Geminigeraceae. The record is from RefSeq and is a predicted model, not a curated record. The annotation marks the transcript as partial. The transcript has 2 exons.
GGACAAGCAGAAUGGCGGGAAACUUUCGAUCCCUACGGACAGGGAAGACUGGGGUGCAUGCCUUUCCCUAUCGAAGACAUGAUCCUCCCUGGAGAAACUAAGAAACUCCAUCUCUACGAGGCUCGGUUUCUCGCGCUCUUUGAAGAAGCUCUCAAGCUCCAUGGGGGGUGUAGCGUUGGUCGCGUCCGGAUAGAGGCGAUCACGGGCAUGGAGCCCUACAUCUCCGUCAUCGCCAAGGACUACCAUGACCAGCGCAUCGUGCCGGCCCAUUCUGACGAGCAGGCAAACAACAACGCGAUCGUGGAGGACAUCUUGAAACUGCACAGCGACUGUGUG